Messenger RNA from Gavialis gangeticus (Gharial), 16311 nucleotides. RefSeq names its product piccolo presynaptic cytomatrix protein (gene PCLO). Gene Ontology annotation, molecular function: structural constituent of presynaptic active zone; protein binding; metal ion binding. Gene Ontology annotation, biological process: protein localization to synapse; presynaptic active zone assembly. Gene Ontology annotation, cellular component: axon; GABA-ergic synapse; glutamatergic synapse. Bases 1 to 15462 code for a protein of 5153 amino acids. The record is from RefSeq and is a predicted model, not a curated record. The transcript has 26 exons. NCBI's taxonomy places the organism in Eukaryota, Metazoa, Chordata, Crocodylia, Gavialidae.
AUGGCAAUAAUUGGCACUAAUUCAAAAUUAGUGCCUUUCAUUAUAUCUAUUUAUUUAUUUUCUUGUUUUUACUUCCACAGACAUCCUGAGCCUGAUAUAAACCACUAUCCAAGACAAGCAGGCAAGCCUCCAGAUCCAGGGCCAUCCACUUUAAGUAAAAGUAGAACAGUAGAUGUAUUGAAAACAGAGCAACGGUUACCUGGAAGGAGCCCUUCUUCUACUAGUCUGAGGGAAUCAAAAUCCAGGACUGAUUUUAAAGAAGACCAGAAACCAAGUAUGAUGCCCAGCUUUCUCUCAGAGGCCAAUCCAUUAAGUGCAGUCACAUCGGUUGUAAACAAGUUCAAUCCUUUUGAUUUGAUAUCAGAGUCAGAUGCAGCACAGGAAGAAGCCAACAGGAAACAAAAAGUUUUUCAGAAAGACCAAGGGAAGCUUGAGGAGCAAAAGGGACCUGCAAAACAUCUCGCUCAGCAACAACCUCCAAAGCCAGUGGUUCAGGCACAUGGGCCUGUCAAACCAAUACCCCAGCAAGUAGGGCCUUCCAAACCAGCACCUCAACAGCAGCAACCUGGGGCAGUUAAGCAAGCUCAAAAACCAGGGCCUGUUCAACCAGCAGGCCGUCAGUCAGAAGAAGCAAAACCUCCAUCUCAACUGCGAGGCCCACCAAAAUCUCAGACCCAGCAAUCGGAACCCAUGCUGCCAGCUUCUCAACAGCAGAGCCCUGCAAAACCUGCACCGCAGCAACUGGGCACAACCAAACCAUUACCACAGCAAUCAGAUGCUGCUAGAGUGUCAUCCCAGGUACCUGCUCCCACAAAGCCAUUGUCACAGCAGCCAGGACCUGGAAAGCAAGCAUUUCAGCCACCAGGACAGCAAACAGGUGCUGCAAAGCCAUCCCCUCACCAAACAGAGCCUGCUAAACAACCAUCUCAGCAACCUGCACCUGCAAAGCCAUCUCCUCAGGCGACAGGACCUACAAAACAACCCUUGCAGCAGCCUGGAUCUGGGAAGUCAUUUCCUCAGCAAACAGAACCUAAGAAACAACCACCACAGCAGAUGGGACCUUCAAAGCCACCAUCGCAACAGCCAGGAAAGGCACCGUUACAGCAACUUGGACCUACAAGACCACCAGGCCAGCAGCCAGGGCCUGCAAAACCUUUGCCACAAAAACAAGCAACUGCAGCCCAGCCUGCUGAAUCUGCCCCAAAGAAAAGCUUCUGUCCUCUUUGCACUACUACUGAACUGCUGCUGCACAUUCCAGAGAAAGCCAAUUACAACACGUGCACACAGUGUCAAACCGUAGUCUGCAGCCUGUGUGGCUUUAAUCCCAACCCACAUAUAACAGAGAUAAAGGAGUGGCUCUGUUUGAACUGCCAGAUGCAAAGAGCACGAGGUGGUGACUUGGCUCCAGUUCAUGGUCCUGGACCACAGCCUCUUCCACCCAAACAGAAACCUUUCCUUCCGCCUUCAGUGACUAAAUCACCCGCCCAACCCCAACAGCCUGUUCAAAAGAAAGAUGUUCCUCAAAAACCUGACCCUUCCCAGCCACUGGAAUCCAAAAAAGCCCCUCCAUUGACAAAGCAACCAUCAAUGUCUGGCUCUCCCCCUGUAAAAUCAAAACAUCCCCUCACUGAGCCUGUUAUUCCACAGACCUCUAAGCAAAUGGAACUGCCAACAAAAACUGACCAGGCCAAGCCAACUUUAUUUCAAGAUAAGCAAAAGCAACCAAGUAUACAAAAGCCUACACCUGACACUGUGACUACCUCUUCAGUACCCAGUCCAAAACAGGAUUCAGCAGGUCCCAAACCUCCACCGACCCAACAGAAAGCAGUGGAUCUUCAGAGAUCGGAAACUUCCAAGUCCUUGCAAGAAACGUAUCUGGCUGGGGAGAAACCUCUGCUGCCAGAUUCCAGAAGCCUACCCCAAGUGUCUCAGCAAAAAUGGGAUCCCAAACUUGUUUCUCAGCCUGGGCCUGGAUCAGAUGUUAAAGGUCAAAAACCUGUUGGGCCGCCAACACAGGUGAAAGAAGACCCUAAGAAGGUACAAACAAAAGCUACCCCAAAGAUGGAUGCUAAGCAGGUUCUAAAAGGUCCGCAAGCAGCUGUAGGCCCCAGGCCUACUCCAGGGCAGCCACCACCCCCACCCCAACAGCCUCAGAAAGCUCAAGAGCAAACAAGGCGUUUCAGUCUUAAUUUGGGAGGAAUUACUGAUUCUCCCAAACCUCAACCUACAACUCCACAGGAAACAGUUACUGGAAAACUCUUUGGCUUUGGUGCUUCAAUCUUCAGUCAGGCAUCAAAUUUGAUCUCCACAGCAGGUCAGCCAGGAGCUCAGUCAUCAGGACCUUCACCAGGGCCUGCUGCUAAGCAGCCCCCACCUCCCUCACAGCCCCCUGCCUCUCAAGUACCAUCCAAGGAGUCCAGUCAGGCUCAGCCAUCUCCAAAAGCAGGACCUGUAAAAAAAGAUGCCAAGCCUCCUGUGAUAGAAAAACCAGAGCUACCCAAAGCUGAUAACAUUUUAACCAUGAAAGAAUCUGAGUUAGAAAAGAAACUGACUGUGGCUAAAGACAGCAAGCCUCCAGUUGCUGAAUCCAAAAAACCGUCUGGGCCACCCGAACCACAAAAAACUACGCAGUCUAAAUCAACUUGUCCUCUUUGUAAAACUGAACUAAAUGUUGGUUCUAAGGAUCCACCCAACUUUAACACAUGUACAGGAUGCAAGAGCAUUGUGUGCAAUCUCUGUGGAUUUAAUCCUACGCCACACAUAGCUGAGGUGCAAGAAUGGCUCUGCCUAAACUGCCAGACACAAAGAGCAAUAUCAGGACAACUUGGUGACAUGGGCAAAAUGUUGCCUCGUAUGCCAGUCCCUUCACAGUCAGUAUCCAAACCAUUUGUUCCCCAGAGCCAGCCUAUGCCUACUGAGCCACAUCACCCUCAGAAGACUUCAACACUGCCUGUCCAAACCAUGGAAAAAUCAAAAGAAGAACCAGCAGUUCCAAAGGAUAUUCCAAAGGUUCGGCAGCCAAAACUUACCAAGACACCCUCAGUUGAGAAAACUCAGGGGAUUCAAAAGGAAGAUCCAAAACUUCAGCAGAGGAGACUGUCAAAAACAUCCUCAAUCGAUAAAACUCAGGGGAUUCAAAAGGAAGACCCAAAGCUUCAACAGGUGAAAUUGGCAAAGGCACUUUCAGCUGAUAAAAUUCAACCUGGAAUCCGGAAAGAAGAUCCAAAACUUCAGGGAAAACUGACAAAGACCAUUUCAGCUGAUAAAAUCCAACAAGGAAUUUGGAAGGAAGAUACAAAACUCCAGCAGGAGAAACUGGUCAAGAUACCACCAGCUGAUAAAAUCCAACCAGGAAUUUUGAAGAAAGAUCCAAAGCUUGAGCAGGAGAAACUGGUCAAGGCAUCAUCAGCUGAUAAAAUCCAACUGGGAACUGAGAAGGAAGAUCCAAAACCGCAAAAAGGAAAACUGGCAAAGACAUCUUCAGUGGAUAAAAUUCAUCCAAAGAUAAGUUCAGAUCAAAAGCAACCCCUCAGCAAAUUGAUAGAUGAUAAGAAAUCUGUAUUACCAGAAAAGAAAGCAUCUCUUCCAGAGGACAGGAAAGAGCAGUUCCUAGUUGAAACUAAAGAAAAAAUUAUUGAAGAGAAAUUAGAAAUCAAAGGCCCUCCUAAAGAAUUUCAUGCUCAAAAACAGGAAGAAGUUAAGAAAGAGGAUUUGAUACCUGGGCUUCCACAAAUAGUCUCCAAACUGGACAAAAAUAAGGAAGAAGACACUUCAGCUCAAGUUGCACCUGUGCCAAGACUGAACCUUGCAGAAACAGUGAAAGAAAAAACAGAAAAGGAGGAUGACAAAUCAGAAACAUCCAGUGCUCAGCAACAGAAAAGUCCGCAAGGUCUGAGUGAUACCGGGUAUUCUUCUGAUGGGAUAUCAAGUUCACUUGGUGAAAUUCCAAGUCUUAUCCCCAGUGAUGAAAAGGAUCUACUCAAAGAACCUUCUAAAAAAGAUACUUUUCCACAAGAAAGUCCUCCAAGCCCCUCCGAUCUAGCCAAAUUGGAAAGUACUGUCCUGUCCAUUUUGGAAGCCCAGGCAAGUACACUUUCUGAGGAAAAAUCUGGAAAAACAGAAGACCUUUACGAGCUAUAUGGUGAACAGACAAAGGAUCAAUAUAAAACAAAGCCUUUGCCAAUCACACCAGAAUCUUACAGUUCUGAUGAGGAAGACCUAGCAGACAUUCAAGAAGAAGAUGAAGAAGCCAUUGAAGAAGAUGGCAAACAAAGUAUACCUUUGCAGAAAGCAGAAAAGGUAGAUGCAAUAGAUAAUGCAUUAACAAGAAGGCAACGCCAUGAUUCUGUAGAAGACAGCAGUGAAAGUGAAAACUCACCUGUCCCAAGGAGAAAAAGACAAACGAGUGUUGGCUCUUCAAGCAGUGAUGAGUACAAACAAGAAGACAGUCAAGGAUCAGGCGACGAUGAAGACUUUAUUCGAAAACAGAUUAUAGAGAUGAGUGCUGAUGAGGAUGCCUCAGGUUCUGAAGAUGAAGAAUUUAUUAGGAAUCAGCUCAAAGAAAUCAGUGGUAAUGAAAGCCAAAAGAAAGAAGAAGUGAAAGGCAAAGUUAAAGGGACAGCAGGAAAACACAAAAGGCUAACUAGGAAAAGUAGCACAAGCUAUGAUGAGGAUCCUGGAAGACGUCAUUCAUGGCAUGAUGACGAUGAUGAGACUUUUGAUGAAAGCCCAGAACCAAAAUACAGGGAAAGCAAAAGUCAGGACAGUGAAGAGCUUGCUUUAACUGGUGGAAGUGGAGGUGGUGCCUUACGCCGUUUCAAAACAAUAGAACUGAAUAGUACAAUAACAAACAAAUAUUCUGAUGCAUCCGAACAACAGAAAGGUAUUUUGUAUUUUGAAGAGCCAGAAUUAGAGAUGGAGAGUCUUACAGAUUCACCAGAAGAUAGAUCGAGGGGAGAAGGGUCUUCUAGUCUGCAUGCCUCCAGUUUCACUCCAGGUACCUCUCCCACAUCAGUGUCUUCUCUCGAUGAGGACAGUGACAGCAGUCCCAGUCAUAAAAAAGUGGGAGGAGAAAGCAAACAGCAGCGCAAAGCCAGACAUAGGUCACAUGGCCCUCUCCUUCCAACUAUUGAAGACUCUUCAGAAGAGGAAGAGCUAAGAGAAGAGGAAGAGCUGUUAAAGGAACAAGAAAAACAGCGUGAAUUAGAACAGCAGCAAAGAAAGAGUUCAAGCAAAAAAUCUAAGAAAGACAAGGACGAAUUAAGAGCUCAGAGAAGAAGGGAGCGUCCAAAGACUCCACCAAGUAAUCUUUCUCCCAUUGAGGAUGCAUCUCCAACAGAAGAGUUACGACAGGCAGCAGAAAUGGAAGAGCUGCACCGAUCUUCCUGUUCUGAAUAUUCACCAAGUAUUGAAUCAGAUCCUGAAGGAUUUGAAAUCAGCCCAGAAAAAAUAAUAGAAGUGCAAAAGGUGUAUAAGUUACCCACAGCUGUCUCUUUAUACUCUCCAACAGAAGAACAACCAGUUAGGCUUUUAAAAGAAGAAGAUAAUCAAAAGACAUUAAGAAGUGCUGAAGAGAUGUAUGAAGAAAUGAUGCACAAAUCCCAUAAAUCCAAAUCAUUUCAAAGUACAAAUGAAAAAGACGAAGUGUUUGAAAAAGAAUCUUUAUAUGGUGGCAUGCUAAUAGAAGAUUAUAUUUAUGAAUCUUUAGUAGAGGACACAUAUAAUGGAACUAUUGAUGCUAAUCUCAUAACAAGACAAGAUGAGAGUAAUGAAUUUAUACAACAGAGAGGGAGGGAGAGAAAAAUAAGAUCUUCUGAUCAGAUUUAUGAAGAGCCUAUGCAGAAAAUUAAGGAUCUGCAGAAAGACUAUUAUAGUGUAGAGACUUUGCAUUCAAUUGUGCCACAGGAGGACAUUGUAUCUAGUUCUUACAUCAUUCCAGAAAGUCAUGAAAUAAUUGUCCUGGACAGUGUGGUAACUUCUGCCACUGAGGAAAAGCAGUUGUUAGAUGCAGAAGCAGCGUAUGAAGAGCUUAUGAAGCGACAAGGAAUGCAGCUGACCCCAGGCUCCAGUCCAACUCAGCCAACAUCAGAUUUAAUUCCUGGAUCAGAUACAAUGGGAUCUACAGUAAGAAAUACAGUGGACGGUGCCUCAUUAACAUUAAGCACUCCUUCAUCAGUUUCAGACAUGUCUUCAGUCAGCAGCACAGUACUUUCUAUUCCAGAUGUUAAGAUAACCCAGCACUUUACAGUAGAAAAUAUAGAAGAUGAAUACCUAACAGAUUAUGCCAGAGAAAUUCAAGAAAUAAUAUCUCAUGAAACUUCAAUAUUAACAUAUUCUGAGGCUUCAGAAAGUGGUACAUCUGUUUUGCCUUCUGAUACAGCUUCCCUAACAUCAUCUACAUCUUCAGUUUGUACCACUGAUAGCUCAUCACCCAUUCCUGGGAUAGACAGGACAGCCAUAGGUUUUAUAGAUACAAUGGAAGCUUUUAGUAAAUUAGCAGAUUCUGAAGGGAUCAGCUCAAUAACUCAAGUGCCCAUCAGCUCCACAAAAGAGUAUGCUGAAACAACCACACCUUAUGAACCUAUUGAUGUACCCUCUCAAAAGCCAGUGGUACGUGCAGGUCAUGUUGUGGAUCAUGUUGUAAUUUCCUUGCCUACAGCUGCACCUUCUGCAGUGACAAUAACAGAUAUAAAACUGAAGCAAUACACUUCUGACUCCACCACCCUUGAUUUAUCCAUACCACAGAAAGAAAGAGCUAGGGAAAUUAAGAGCAUAGAGAAGGGUGUUAUUACUAAAGUACUUUAUGAAGAUGUGCCCAAAGGAGUGGGUAUGGACAUGACAAGGAUUAACAUGGCUGAUGCUGCAUCUGACCAACCACCUAUAUGUAUAACAUCAAUUCCAGUAACACAGCCAGCACCAACCACACCUGUAUCCACUACUAGUGUUGUAACUAAGAUCAGCACUGUUUCUGCAUUACCAUCUGUGACUUCCUCAGCUCCCCCUGUGACAUCCAAAAUAUGUUACUCACAAAGUAUCUCACUUUUCAGAAGCUCUUCUUUAGAUUCUUCUGAACAACCAUUGCCACCACCUCUCCAUCCUCCUCCUCCCCCUCCCCCUCCCCCUCCUCCACCAUUGCCUCCACCUACUCCACCCAAACCAGCUAUUUAUCCCAAAAAGAAGACACAGGUUAAGUCUCCAGGGACAACAGCUCCAAUAGUUCUACCUUCUAUGGCUAGUGGUGCAACUGUAGAGGCCAUGGGUUUGUUAAAGAACCAUGUAGUACCUACUACAAAAAUAUAUACCCCUACACCACCUCCUGUGCCUCCCAAGCCAUCUUCAAUUCCAGCAGGGCUGGUAUUCAGUCAUAGAGCAGUUGAGGUAACUAAGCCUCCAAUUGCUCCUAAGCCAGCAGUUCCUCCUCUCCCAAUAGUAGUUCAUAAGCCAGCAGAAACACAGCCAAAGCCAAUAGGCUUGUCAUUAACCACUAGUAUGACUUUGAAUUUGGUUUCUUCAGCCGAGUGCAAGUUGACAUCCCCUACAUCCCCUUUAUCUCCUCACUCUAACAAGUCUUCACCAAGGCUGACGAAAUCCUUACAAGAAACCUAUGUAGUUAUCACGUUGCCAUCUGAACCUGGAACUCCUACAGAGUCUGUAACUAGCCAGGCUGUCACCAGCUGGCCUUUAGGCUCACCUUCUAAAGACCAGGUUCCCCAGGCUGUGAGGCCUCAACUUAUUCCAUCCAUAAAAGCUAUGGAAAUUCAAACUAUGGCAGAUCAGAAUUUGUAUGAUUCUGGUGCUUUGCAAACUUUUCCUGUUACAGCACAGUCGACUUUUGAAACUGCCCCUAGUUCAGUAACAGAAUUAAUAACAACAGCAGUUACCAAGACCGCCGUUUCUGUGGUUAAAGGCUCAGUGCCGAGUGUUGGAUUAGGCAGCGUCUCUAUUACUAUACCUCCAGAGCCAAUGCACAUGGUAGAGCAAACCAGGUAUACAGAGAAUGGAAGGUUCCAUCCAUUUGGUGAUGUUAUUGACCUUCGAACUUUAACAAAGAUGGAUAUUGAAAUGACAAACAGCUGUAUGGAUCUGUCUGCUGUUUCCAUGGAUGUGAGAAGGCAAGCAAUAGCAAGUGAUAUAUCUGGGCGGCCAGUAAGUGCUGUCCAGCCAGCUAUCAUAAAUCUUAGCACUGCAUCAACUGCAGAACCUUCUCUAGCUCUAGUCACUGAAACAGUAACUAUAAUGACUUGUACAGCUACUGUAAGCUACACUGCCAGUACAGAAAGCCUUGUGGAUCUGGGACAUGGAAUGACAACACCAUUGCAACUGACAACAUCAAAGCAUUUUGAGCCUGCACACAGAGUAACAGGCAGCCAGGCAUUCUCUGUAGGUAGAGAUGAAGUGCCAAUAAACUUAUCUUUAGGUACUUCAACACAUGCAGUGACAUGGGCUACAACAAAGCCUGUCACUGUCCCUCCUGUUGGUGUGACGAAUGGUUGGACUGAUGUCUCUGCUUCUCAGGAGCCAAUGGAGGAUGGAGCAGUUGAUCUUAGCACCACAAAAUCCCACAGAACAAUGGUGACAGCAGAUGAAGCUAUGUCAGGGGUUAUCACCACAGUAAUAGAAGAUGAUGAAAAACCUGUUGAUCUGACUGCAGGGAGAAGAGCUGUUUGCUGUGAUAUGGUUUAUAAAUUACCAUUUGGCAGGAGCUGUACGGCACAACAGCCUCCAACCACACUGCCUGAAGAUCGAUUUGGUUACAGAGAUGACCAUUAUCAGUAUGAUCGCUUGGGGUCGUAUAGUUACAGAGCAUUUGGGGGUAUGAAACCAUCCAUGUCUGAUACUAAUUUAUCAGAAGCUGGACUUUUUGCAUAUAAGAGCAAGAAUAGCUUUGAUUAUCGAGUUGGGGCAACAGAUGCAGCAGUAGAUCUAACUUCUGGAAGAGUAACUACAGGUGAGGUUAUGGAUUACUCAAGCAAGACCACUGGUCCUUAUCCAGAGACUCGACAAGUGAUUUCUGGCAUCGGGAUUAGUGCACCACAAUAUUCCCAAGCAAGAAUGGUACCUUCCCUGUAUGGUGUUGGAAGUGUUUUAAGAUCAUCAAAUGGUGUUGUUUAUUCCUCGGUUGCAACUCCAAUACCAUCCACAUUUGCCAUAACUACACAGCCUGGUUCUAUUUUCAGUACAACCGUCAGAGAUUUAUCUACUCUCCAGACAAUUGACUCAGUGUCCUCACUAUCAUCCUUGCAACAGAAUCAACCAGUUCCAAGAUCAUACAGUUUCUUGACAACAGUGGCAACUGAAAAAGACAGUGCAAUUGUUGGCAUUGAUAUUGACACAGGGUUGCAACCUCUCGCUAUAGAAACUAUUACUACCGAGACAACCAGCCUGAUGCCUACUUUAACUACUGCUUCUGAAGGUUUUACAGAUGUCAUUGAAGAUGAAGUUGCGCUUCUCGUUGCCCCUGAAGAAGAUAAACAGCAGCAGCUUGACUUGGAGCGUGAACUUCUUGAACUGGAGAAACUUAAGCAGCAGCGCUUUGCAGAGGAAUUAGAGUGGGAGCGUCAGGAAAUUCAAAGGUUUAGAGAACAAGAAAAGUUUAUGGUGCAAAAGAAGCUGGAGGAAUUGCAGUCCAUGAAGCACCAUCUCUUAUUCCAACAAGAGGAGGAGCGGCAAGCCCAGUUCAUGAUGAGACAGGAGACAUUAGCUCAACAGCAGUUACAGCUUGAGCAAAUCCAGCAACUUCAGCAACAGCUUCACCAGCAGCUGGAAGAGCAAAAGAUUCGCCAGAUAUAUCAAUAUAAUUAUGACCCUUCUGGAAAUGUCUCCCCACAAACAACCACAGAUCAAGUCCUUCUGGAAGGACAAUAUGCUGCUACAGAAAAUGGCCAGUUUUGGACUAGUGAUGACACGACCACAACAGCUUCAGCUGCGCUAGGCAUUGAAAUCCCACAAAGUCAGACAUGGUACACAGUUCAGUCAGAUGGCAUUGCCCAAUAUAUAUCUAGGCCUGGUAUGCUAAGCUCUGUUUCAGAAAUGUCUCUAAAGGAUAUUGAUGCAAGAGAGGAGAAACAACUGAAGAAGAGGAGCUCCAUGCCAAAGUUACGUGGUCAGUAUGAUGAGCUUGAUGAGACCCUAGAAGAAGAUCCCAGGUGUUUUAAAAAGAUCAUGGACAGUGGAGUACAAACUGAUGAUGAAGAUGGUGCAGACCGGGGCUACACAAACAGGAGAAGGAGGACAAAAAAGAGUGUUGAUACAAGUGUUCAGACGGAUGAUGAAGAUCAAGAAGAAUGGGAUCUUUCUAGCAGAUCAAGACGGAAGGCUCGUGUGGGGAAAUAUAAUGAGGGCACCCCUGAGGUAGACAAAAGCAAGCCAUUUUCCAAAGUGUCUAGCAUUGCGGUUCAGACAGUGGCAGAGAUCUCAGUACAAACAGAACCUGUAGGGACAAUACGAACCCCUUCAAUAAGAGCCAGAUUGGAUGCUAAGGUUGAAAUCAUAAAACACAUUUCAGCCCCAGAAAAGACAUAUACAGGAGAAAGUUUGGGGUGUCAAACAGAAACGGAUUCAGAUACACAAAGUCCCCAGUACUUGACAACCACAUCUCCUCAGAAGGACAAAAAGCGCCCAACACCACUAGAAAUAGGCUACUCAUCUCACCUGCGUGCAGACUCUACACUGCAAGUAGUCCCUUCCCCUCCCAAGUCUCCCAAAGUUCUCUAUUCACCCAUUUCACCAGUUUCACCAAGCAAAGUUAUAGAGUCAGCCUUUGUACCCUAUGAAAAACCCAUCACUGAUGACGUCAGCUCUCAGAAGAUACUGCAUGCUGAUAUUGCCAACGUUCCUCCACCCAGCCCAAAGUCAGCGAAGAUGAUGCAGCGUUCACUAUCUGAUCCUAAGCCCCUGAGUCCCACAGCAGAAGACAGUUCCAGAGCUCAGUUUCAAUACACUGAGGGUUUCAUGACUCAAGGCCCUUCAACUAUAACACCAUCAGGCACCCAGAAGAAGGUAAAGAGGACUCUGCCCAACCCACCUCCAGAAGAUGCAACAACAGGGACCCAGUCAGCAUACAGUACUGUGGGUUCAGUUUCCCGUAGAAGGAUUUGUAGGACCACCACAAUGGCCAGAGCCAAAAUUCUCCAGGAUAUAGACAGGGAGUUGGAUCUGGUAGAACGGGAAUCAGCCAAGCUUAGAAAGAAGCAAGCAGAGCUAGAUGAGGAAGAAAAAGAAAUAGAUGCCAAACUGAGAUACCUGGAAAUGGGUAUAAAUAGGAGAAAAGAAGCCUUGUUAAAGGAAAGAGAAAAGAGAGAGCGUGCCUAUCUCCAAGGGGUAGCAGAAGAACGGGACUACAUGUCAGACAGCGAAGUUAAUAAUACCAGAUCUACCAGAAUAGAAACUCAGCAUGGCUUGGAAAGACCACGAACAGCACCACAGACAGAAUUUAAUCAAUUUAUGCCACCUCAGACCCAGCCAGAAACUCAGUUUGCUCCUGCUACAAGCCCUUAUACACAGUACCAGUACUCUUCUCCUGCCCUGCCUACUCAAGCACCAACACAGUAUACACAACAGUCACAUUACCAGCAGCAGCAGCCGUUAUAUCAUCAGCAGGUUUCACCCUAUCAGACCCAGCCAGCUUUCCAGGCAGGAGCUACUCUAUCUUUUACUCCCCAAGCUCAGCCUCCACCAACCCAACAGGCAUCCUACCAGCUGCCUUCACAAAUGAUGGUGAUACCACAAAAGCCAAGGCAAGCUGCUUUAUAUUUGGAACCUAAGAUAACCACAAACUAUGAUGUGAUUCGCAAUCAGCCUCUCAUGAUAGCUCCUGUUUCAACUGACAAUACUUACGCAGUUUCCCAGCUGGGCAGCAAAUACAAUACUUUGGACUUAAGGAUAGGGCUGGAUGAGAGAAGUAGUAUGGCUAGCAGCCCUAUAUCGAGUAUAUCUGCAGAGUCAUUCUACGCAGACAUAGAUCAUCACCACACUCCACGAAAUUAUGUGUUGAUUGAUGAUAUCGGGGAACUUACAAAGGGCACAGGAACGCUCAGCUCUGCCUUUAGCCUCCACGAGAAAGAUCUUACAAAAACAGAUCGACUCCUUCGAACCACUGAAGCCAGGAGGGCGCAGGAAGUGACAGACUUCCUUGCACCGUUGCAGACUUCUUCAAGACUGCACACUUACGUUAAAGCUGAUGAAGACCCCAUGGAAGACCCUUAUGAGCUGAAGCUUUUAAAGCAUCAGAUCAAGCAGGAGUUCCGCAGAGGUGCAGAAAGUCUUGAUCACCUUGCUGGCCUUUCCCAGUAUUACCAUGCAGACACCAGUUACAGGCACUUCCCCAAAUCGGAGAAAUACAGCAUAAGCAGGCUUACCCUUGAGAAACAGGCUGCCAAGCAGCUCCCAGCAGCCCUCCUCUACCAGAAACAAUCGAAGCAUAAGAAAGCUUUGAUAGACCCCAAAUUAUCAAAGUUUUCACCUAUUCAAGAGAGCCGGGAUCUUGAGCCUGAUUAUUCAAGCUAUAUGACUUCCAGUACUUCAUCACUUGGGGGAAUAACCUCCAGAGCAAGGCUUCUUCAGGAUGAUAUCACCUUUGGCCUCCGAAAAAAUAUCACGGAUCAACAGAAAUUUUUGGGGCCAUCGCUGACAUCAUCCAUUGGAGCAAGCCUUGGGUCUGCGCUAGGUCCACCGAUGAGAUCCACAUUACAGGAUGAAGCAGAUAAGUCGUAUAGUAGUGGCAGUAGAUCAAGGCCAUCAUCCAGACCCUCCUCAGUCUAUGGACUUGAUUUAUCCUUAAAAAGAGAUUCCUCAAGCUCCUCUUUAAGAUUGAAAGCCCAAGAGGCUGAGCCACUAGAUGUUUCCUUUAGUCAUGCAGCACCUUCUGGAAGAACAAAACCAACUAGUCUGCCCAUUAGCCAAAGCAGGGGAAGAAUCCCAAUAGUAGCCCAGAACUCGGAGGAAGAGAGCCCAUUAAGUCCUGUUGGUCAGCCAAUGGGAAUGGCUAGAGCUGCCGCUGGCCCCUUGCCACCAAUAUCUGCAGAUACCAGAGACCAAUUUGGAUCAAGCCAUUCACUACCUGAGGUCCAGCAACAUAUGAGGGAAGAGUCACGGACUCGAGGCUAUGAUCGGGAUAUAGCAUUCAUCAUGGAUGAUUUCCAGCAUGCCAUGUCAGACAGCGAAGCCUAUCAUCUCCGUCGUGAAGAAACAGAUUGGUUUGACAAGCCCAGGGAGUCUCGUUUGGAGAAUGGACAUGGCCUUGACAGAAAACUGCCUGAGAAAUUAUCCCAUUCAAGACCACCAAGUCAACAUCAAGACCAAAUAAAUGGGAAGCCUCUUCAGUACAUUUUCCCUCAUGCAAGACUCAAGAUACUGAGAGACCCAAAGGAUCACACCGUUUCAGGCAAUGGACUGGGAAUCCGAGUUGUAGGUGGGAAAGAAAUCCCAGGAAACAGUGGAGAAAUUGGAGCUUACAUUGCUAAGAUCCUCCCUGGGGGCAGUGCAGAGCAGACAGGGAAGCUGAUGGAAGGAAUGCAGGUAUUGGAAUGGAAUGGCAUCCCCUUGACUGGGAAAACUUACGAAGAAGUCCAGAGUAUCAUUAGUCAACAAAGUGGGGAAGCAGAAAUAUGUGUAAGACUGGACCUCAACAUGCUCUCAGAUUCUGAGAAUCCCCAGCACCUGGAGCUGCAUGAUCCAGUAAAAGCUGUAGACAAGGCAAAGUCUCCAGGAGUUGAUCCGAAGCAGCUGGCUGCAGAACUCCAAAAGGUGUCUCUACAGCAGGCCCCGCUAGUUGCAUCCUCAGCAGUGGAGAAGGGAUCUCAUGCUCAUUCUGGCACAACUUCUGCCACCUCCAGUGCUGUUCCCAGCCCUGGCCAACCUGGUUCCCCUUCAGUGAGCAAAAAACGACACAGCAGCAAGCCCACUGAAGGCACAAAGUCCGCAUCCCAUCCAGUCACUGGAGAAAUUCAGCUUCAAGUCAACUAUGACAAGCACCUUGGCAAUCUUAUCAUCCACAUUCUUCAGGCAAGAAAUCUUGCUCCCCGAGACAACAAUGGCUAUUCUGACCCUUUUGUUAAAGUUUAUCUCCUUCCAGGGAGAGGACAAGUCAUGGUUGUCCAGAAUGCAAGUGCUGAGUACAAGCGGAGGACUAAAUACGUGCAGAAAAGCUUGAAUCCUGAAUGGAAUCAGACGGUCAUUUAUAAAAACAUCUCCAUGGAGCAGCUGAAGAAGAAGACACUGGAAGUGACUGUCUGGGAUUAUGAUAGAUUUUCCUCCAAUGACUUCCUUGGUGAAGUAUUGAUUGAGCUAUCCAGCACAUCUCAGCUUGACAACACCCCACGGUGGUACCUUCUGAAGGAACAGACCGAAAGCAUCGAUCAUGGGAAAUCCCAUUCUGGACAGAGUAGCCAGCAAUCACCAAAGCCAUCGGUCAUCAAAAGUAGAAGCCAUGGAAUCUUCCCAGAUCCGUCCAAGGACAUGCAGGUGCCCACCAUUGAAAAAUCCCACAGUAGUCCAGGGAGCUCCAAAUCUUCCUCUGAAGGACAUCUACGCUCUCAUGGACCAUCCCGCAGCCAAAGCAAAACCAGCGUCACUCAAACUCACCUUGAAGAUGCUGGGGCAGCAAUCGCCGCUGCUGAAGCAGCUGUCCAACAGCUUCGCCUCCAACCAACAGCACAUAAAAGCGGUCAGUCUAAUCAUGCCAGGAAGCAGCACAGACACAGCAUAGCAGGAGUCCUCCCAAUUCAAAGAACUCAGUCUGACAAUCUGCCUCCACCAGCCAAUGACAACAAAGACCAAAGCCAACUAGCCCUCAGGAAAGUGAUGUCAGAUGGACCAGUCAAGCCCGAAGGAGCAAGGCCUACCAAUCACCGACCUGCAGAGAGUUCUGUCUCCACUGGCUCGUCAGCCAGUAGCUUUGGCAGUGGAUACAGUGUGGAUAGUGAAGGAAGCAGCAGCAUAACAGGAGAAAAUAAUCUUUUUCCCAUUCCAAGAAUAGGGAAGAUGAGCCAGAAUGGACAAGACCCAGUAAAGCAGCCAGGAGUGGGAAUAACCGAUACAGAAGGUAAAACCCAGGUGAUGGGUGAAAUUAAGAUUGCAUUGAAGAAGGAGAUGAAGACUGAUGGAGAACAGCUGAUAGUAGAAAUCCUUCAAUGUAGAAACAUAACCUACAAAUUUAAAUCUCCAGAUCAUCUUCCAGAUCUUUAUGUGAAGCUGUAUGUUGUCAAUAUCUCUACUCAAAAGAGAGUAAUUAAGAAGAAAACACGGGUGUGCAGGCAUGACCGAGAACCUUCAUUCAAUGAGACUUUUAGAUUUAGCUUGAGUCCUGCUGGGCAUUCUCUUCAGAUUCUGCUCGUCUCCAAUGGAGGGAAGUUUAUGAAAAAGACCUUGAUUGGGGAAGCUUAUAUCUGGCUUGACAAAGUGGAUCUUAGGAAAAGAAUAGUAAACUGGCACAAACUGUUGGUCAGCUCCACACAAACACAUUGAGCAGUUCUGUCUGCUUAGGUCACAAAACCUUGCCGAGUCUGCUAUAAACAGCAUCACUCCAAGACUAUAGUUCGAUAUCAUUGUGUUUAGCUAGGCUUUCAGAAUACAAAGUGGGAAAGAGCAGGCUCUGGGCUACAUAGCACACUUAAAUGAGGGCUAGUAACUUAUUUUGCUGCAUGGCACAGCAAAGGAAAUAUCUGGGCCUAGAACUUAAAGUGAGGCUGUUUGCAAAGAAGACUGAUAAGAGGGCUCCGCGAUGCUGGACUCUUUGUGGCUGUCAAGAACAUAACUCUGAAAGAAAUAAUGAAAGCUUGAGGGGAAGGCAUUAAUGCACAGAGUUCAGCUGUAGCUGAAGGUAACGUGUCUGAGAGAGUAAUCUGGUGUUCUGUGCAACCAGAAGGAAAUCAUCUUAUGCAACAGCACCUAGGGUGAUUGACUUUCCAAAUCUCACUUUUCAGAAGUGUAAACCAUGUUCCUCUGCACCUUAGAAUCUCUGAUAAUUUGUUGUAGUGAGAUUGUGCCACAGGACCCAAACUGCAGGCUGUCUGCAGUGGUGGAAACAUUAUUUAACACUCUGUUUGUGUUUUUUGUUUUCCAAGGAGACUUUCUAUGGCUAAUGCAGUCAGAAUGAUUUCAUUUUUGUGUGUGUGUGUAUUAAUGCUGGAUGUAAGCUACCAUCCUGGAAUGUAAAGGGUUAAAAGCACAUUGAUGAACUAUUUUUUGGAGUGGAAAGAGAAGGGACAGGAUGGAAAUUGCACCAAAUGAAGGGGGAAAAAUAUAGUGAUUUUUAAAAAGAAAAUUAUUAACUACAAUUCAUUUUACCUAUGGGGUCAGCAGUUUAUAAAAGCA